AUGGACACGUCGCUGGGACCACUCGCCGCAUCAGUCGAGCCGGCCCUUCUCCCGCCAAGAACGCCUCUCCACGGCCGCUACACAUCUGUCGUUCCGCUCCACCCUCAGCACUGGCGAGCGAUUUACAAACAUCUCGGAGGAGAGGAAAACGCCUGGCGCUGGAAAUACCUGCCCCUGGAGGGCUUCCUCACCGAGGAGAUAUGCGAGGCGACGAUCACGGCAUGGUCUGCCACAAAGGAUCCCAUGUACUACGCGGUCCUUUCGGGCCCUGCUUCCGAUCCCGCUUCAGAGCCAGCAGGCAUCGUCUCGUACCAGGCAAUUGUUCCAAAUCACCGUAGAAUUGAGAUUGGAUGGGUGAUAUUUGGGGAUGCACUUAAACACUCUAGAGAGGGGACGGAAGCAUUUUUUCUCUUCAUGAAGCAUGCAUUUGUGGAUCUGGGAUAUCUUCGUGUCGAGUGGAAGGCCAAUAAUCUCAAUGCAGCGAGCUUGGCAGCAGCUCGGCGGCUGGGAUUUACGUUUGAGGGAGUUUUCAGGAAGCACAUGAUUAUAAAGGGCAGACACCGGGAUUCGGCGUGGUUGAGCAUCCUGGAUGACGAAUGGGCUGCUGCUCGGAAGGGAUUCGAAGCAUGGCUGGAAGAGUCCAACUUUGAUGAGAAUGGAAAGCAGAAGAAAGGGCUGAGCGAAUGUAGAGAUGACCUGCAGUAG
This is a messenger RNA of Trichoderma gamsii, 705 nucleotides long. RefSeq names its product acetyltransferase. The transcript has 2 exons. The record is from RefSeq and is a predicted model, not a curated record. The coding region runs from base 1 to 705 and encodes 234 amino acids. Gene Ontology annotation, molecular function: protein-N-terminal-alanine acetyltransferase activity; protein N-terminal-serine acetyltransferase activity. NCBI's taxonomy places the organism in Eukaryota, Fungi, Ascomycota, Sordariomycetes, Hypocreales, Hypocreaceae.